UUUUUAUCGCGAUUGACUACAUUGAUGAACAUCAAUGUUAUCACAAAAUGAGCUUCGCGCAAAGAUUCUAUUCUACAUAUUCUUUACAAACAUAUGUAUAUCGAGCAAAAUCUCAAAACAAUAUUUAAUAUUUAUUUAUUAACACAGUAAUUAAAAGAACUCAGAGUCGUCGGUUAAAUCAGAGCAUAGCAAAUCCAGGCAAAAGUAAGUCCGUCGCACGAAUCACACCGCAAGUUAUUAAAAAAAUAAUUGAUUCCAUUUGACAUUGAGAUGUAAACAAACACAUCGAAACUGAUGAGAGAUUAAAAUUGAUUGCAAUAAUUAUCGAUAUUUGAAUUGUCGAUUAAACGAUAAGAUUAAACAUCAUUUAUCGUCUGUUUAAAAAUUGUGAAAUUUGCUAAACACAGUAAUGUAUGAAAUAAUUGUUAAGCAUUUGUUGCUAUGCUCAACGCAAAAAUAAGAGAAUUGGUGAAGAAUGCGCAUUGAUAACAAUCGGAAGGAGUGAGGGAUCGACGUGAGAGAAUUUAUCAUAUAUUGCCGUUACAGCGAGUGUCAGUAGUUUACUGUAUUUUACACAAGUAACCGCGUGUCGCUGAUAAUUGCGGCUAAAGAAUCGCGCGCGGGUUUAUACGUUCGACAUUUUACAAGAAUGAGUAUCGGCAUUGCGUUGACAGUACUUGUCACUCUCACAUUAGUUCCUGCCGAUAACUCCGUGGAUUUAAGAUUUAUCGGAGCAUUAAACGAUUCAAUCUACGAACAAAUUUCGAAGAAUAAUUCACACUCAAAUAAUACUCAAAAAUAUGACUCGGUUCGUCUAAGUAAUGCAUCAUUAGACGAGAACGUAACAAAGAUUACGUUCGGAAAAUACAAUGACGUCGAGAACGAUGGAACGGAAAAUUGUACGGAACGUUCGAUCAGAGAAUUCAAUGAACUGUUCACGCUGGAGCAGCGUCGUCAGGGCGCGGUGAUACUGCACCUUGUAUUUGGAUUCUAUUGCUUCAUUUUGACCGCGUUUGUUUGUAACGACUACUUGCUGCCGGCGCUCGACAUCAUAUGUCAGCGUUUGAACAUCAGCGUCGACAUCGCCGGAGCGACGUUUCUCGCCACCGCGAGCUGCUUUCCCGAAUUAUUUGUCAACGUCGUCGGGACCUUUUUGACCGAAUCUGAUCUCGGCGUCGGCACCGUAAUGGGCGGCGCGGUUUUCAACACGUUCGCGACUCCAGCAUGCGGUGCGUUAUCCGCACUUCAUGCAAUACCGUUAGAAUGGCGAAUACUAACGCGAGAUUCUGUUAUUUAUGUAAUAUCAGUCGCCGUCUUGGUGAUCAUAAUGUGGGACGGCGUGAUCAUGUUGUACGAAGCGAUUAUCCUCAUGGCGCUCUUUGUUGGUUAUUUGAUAAUAUUGUUUUGCUCCAAAUAUUUUGCACGUUGGCACAACAAGCUUGUGCAUCUGUGCACUAGCAAUGCCAACAGUAAAAAUUUUUCCGACCAAAAAGCUCCUAAAGACAAGGAAGAACAAAUGCCUGACGGCCGGUACAAGCCGUAUUUUCACGGCGAGCUCGUGACGGAAUACAAAAAGAACGUAGCGAACAUUAAAGCUCAGAAGCCUUCCGCUAACGGCGUAGAGGCACAAAAGCACGUAGACAAGGUGGAGGAUUACGUAGAACCAGAUACGCCCUUCGUAUGGCCGACCGGUAGUACAUUAGCCAAACUCUGGUUUUGUUUCGUUUGGCCGUUAAAAUUAAUCUUGUACGUUACGAUACCGGACAGCAGGUAUAAGCGAUGGAGAAACUGGUAUCUGGUAACGUUCGUCAUGUGCAUCGUCUGGAUCGCGAUAUCUUCCUACCUGACGUCGUGGAUGACGACCGUUAUCGGCGAUACCAUCGGCAUCCCGGAUUCUGUGAUGGGCAUCACGUUUCAGGCCGCCGGUGGUAACAUGCCCGAACUCGUUUCGAUCGUCAUACUUUCGAGACAAGGUAACGGAGAUAUGGCAAUGAGCAAUACGUUAGGUGCGAACACGCUCGAUAUUCUGUUGUGUCUCGGUUUGCCGUGGAUGAUAAAGAUACUGAUGGACGGGAAGGAGAUCCAAAUUGUCUCAGGUGCUUUGCGGUUCAGCGUGUUCUCGAUUAUCGUGUGCGUUAUCGCUUUUUACGCGGUGACCGCAUUCUGCGGAUAUCGUUUAAACAAGAAAGUGGGUAUUAUCUGCUUGAUAUUAUACAUAAUAUUUUUGGUUUUCGCUUUGCUGUUUGAAUUGAAUAUUUUCUUCCCUGUGAAUUUACCCAUGUGCUCUUCCUAAAUUCAAUAUCAAGUCGAGGUCAUUGAGUUUUUAUCAAAUUUCUUUGUUUUUGUUUUACUUGAAAAGUAAAAGGAGAUGUAUAUACGUAGAAAUUGUAUUUGUGUCAAUCGUGAAUCUUGUUGUUGGUUAACAAAAUAUUGUUUUGUACAUCGUAUUAUAACCAAGUGCUGUGCAUUUUGGAAUAGAUAUAUUUUGUAAUUUAAAAAAGAAAAUUGGUUUUUCACUUUCCGUUGCAAUCAGACCUUACGCAAUAUGUUUGUGCACUCGAUCUUGAAAACUUCUGGUCACCGUUGUCAUUAGUGCGAUUAUCAUUAGCGAAAAGACUUUGAUAAGAGUGUUGUAAAAAUAAAACAUUAGUAAUGAUACGGUAAAAGUAUACAGCACAUUUUUUUAGGUUUUCAACAAAGAACUAAUAUUCUUCAGAAAGAUGAGGGGUUUUAUAAUUUUUAUUAUAAAAUUAUUAUAAUUUAUACACACUCUAGACGUGUGGUUAUAAUGCUGAUAAGUAUGAAGACGCAAAAGUGUUCUUAGAGUGCUAGUUUUGGGAUGGGCCAACCCAAUUGCGAAUUAUUAUUGUUAACGUUCGUUCAAAAGUAAAUUUUGUUCAGUUACAUAGUUUUACGGUGUAGAUGUAUGAAUUUGUAUGCACGACGUUUGUAAUUUAAACUAUAAGAAAACGCGAGCCUGUGUUGAAAAACAAAUUUAAAAUAAUAUCGUUAUUUAUGUAUAUAUAUAUAUAUAUAUACAUAUACAUAUAUAUUGCUCAUAGGUUGCCCAUCUCAAACUUAAAAUACUAUAGUAUAAAGUACUAUAGUAUAAAUCGGCCUCGCAUAAGUAGCCGUUUUUUUUUUUUUUAUAUUUACAAGCGGACGGCAUGACAUUUCUCAUUUGAUAUCGAUUAUUUUCGCAUUUUACGAGAACGAAGCGAUCAACAUGUCAUUAAACUGUUCGCGUCUAUGUAUAUCUGUUUUUAUAUACAUAUAUAUAUAGUACGAUAAGAGUUUGUCGGAAAAAAUUAAUUUAGGUUUAGAAGAAUUUUUGUUUACGUAUAUGUUACGUGUUUUUAUGGUUUUUAUAUUAUACUCUUAUUGCAAGUUUUUUUUUAAAAUAUGAAUUUAAAUUAUAUAUAUUAUUUUGUCAUACAUCUCUAUAAUAUAUACGUCAUUGAAAUACGCUGCUGGCGAAGAGAGAAAUCAUCAUUCAUUGGUAGUAAUGACAUACACAGUAAUUAAUAGAUACACGCCAAUUAUGACAACAGUGGUCCCUACGAUAGUCAAGGACACAGUCAGUGAUAUAUAUGUAUAGCGAGAUAUACCCAUUACAGCAUUGGUCCCCUUAUUCGUCCAGGGUAUCACCAGUAACCGUAUGGAUAUGCCCAAUGACUAUUAGGAGAUAAAGGAUCAUGUCCUCCUGUCUCCUUAAUAGACAGUAUUAUCAUUUUAUUAGGAAAAGCUUACGUAAGCUUCGAUGUGUGUGUUUAUUUUUAUCGUGAGGCUUAAUCGCUUCGUACUUGUAAAAGACGGAAACGAUCGGAUAUAACAAAAUAUCAUGACGACUUGAAUAGUUUUUUUUUUUUUUUUUUCUUUUAUUCGAUACGAUUAGGACUCUGGUGUGUCACAAAUAUUUUUAAUUUUAUUUUUCUUCGGAUAUUGCUUUUCUAUGGCGUCGCAACGUUGCCAUACACCUUCCACCUCUCUCGUCGCAUGAUAAGGAUAUGAUAGACUUCGCCUGUGCGGCGAUUUAUAUAGCGAGAUUUAUAUCUAUAUUUGCGAACGAUAUAUAAAUAGUCGAUGCGUAAAAGUAGACGAUGUGGAGGGAACACAAUAGGCCGCGGCAAUGUUACCCACGUGUUUCUUAUUUUUAAAGAAAAAUUACAAAGUUUAUUAAAAAAAAAAAAAAAAAACUACGUAGA
Pseudomyrmex gracilis is the source of this 4205-nucleotide messenger RNA. Its product is annotated as sodium/potassium/calcium exchanger 3-like. NCBI's taxonomy places the organism in Eukaryota, Metazoa, Arthropoda, Insecta, Hymenoptera, Formicidae. Gene Ontology annotation, molecular function: calcium, potassium:sodium antiporter activity; calcium channel activity. Gene Ontology annotation, cellular component: membrane. Gene Ontology annotation, biological process: intracellular calcium ion homeostasis; calcium ion transmembrane transport. The coding region runs from base 650 to 2293 and encodes 547 amino acids. The transcript has 7 exons. The record is from RefSeq and is a predicted model, not a curated record.